This is a messenger RNA of Kwoniella mangroviensis CBS 8507, 336 nucleotides long. RefSeq lists its product as uncharacterized. The coding region runs from base 1 to 336 and encodes 111 amino acids. The transcript is spliced from 6 exons. The record is from RefSeq and is a predicted model, not a curated record. NCBI's taxonomy places the organism in Eukaryota, Fungi, Basidiomycota, Tremellomycetes, Tremellales, Cryptococcaceae.
AUGCUGUUCGGACGGAUUGUAGAACCAUCGAGUCGAGAAGUGCAUAACAGGCUCACUCUGACGUUUGGUUCUCCCGACCCAGAAACUACGGUAAAGGUUCUCGACAAUGUCGAGUCUGUGCUCACCAAGCUGGUCUCAUCAGAAAAUGGUACGUUUGACGACUCAUGGCGAAAUUAUCUGUCAGAGAACGAUAUCGAGGAGAUUGGAUUUGCAACUGAUUGUGUUGGUGUUUGCGAUCAAAUAGGGGUCUUGACAUGUGCAGACAAUGUUUCCGAGAGAAGUCCAAGCAAAUCGGUUUCGUCAAGUACAACUAAGAUGGAUCGUUACCCAUAUUAG